Messenger RNA from Kalmanozyma brasiliensis GHG001, 1197 nucleotides. RefSeq names its product Aminotransferase, class IV. Gene Ontology annotation, molecular function: branched-chain-amino-acid:2-oxoglutarate transaminase activity. The transcript is spliced from 2 exons. Bases 1 to 1197 code for a protein of 398 amino acids. NCBI's taxonomy places the organism in Eukaryota, Fungi, Basidiomycota, Ustilaginomycetes, Ustilaginales. The record is from RefSeq and is a predicted model, not a curated record. Gene Ontology annotation, biological process: branched-chain amino acid metabolic process.
AUGUCGACAUCUUCGAACGGCCGAAUCGCUACCAACCCAUCCACCAAGGUGGACUGGGACAAGCUCGGAUUCAAGGAGCGCGAUGUCAACGGUCUGGUGCGCGUCACCUACAAGGAUGGCAAAUGGGGCUCACUCGAAAUCUCCAAGGACAGCCACCUGAAUGUGCAUGCAGCUGCGCCCUGUCUCAACUACGGACAGCAGGCAUUCGAGGGCAUCAAGGCGUUCCGAAGCUCCACCGGCUCGGUGCGAGUGUUCCGACCUCAGGAGAACUGGCGUCGAAUGAACCUGAGUGCUCGAAUGGCAUCCAUGCCUGAGCUGCCGCAGGAGCUUUUCUUGGAAGCCAUCAAGGUGGCCGUCGCGCUCAACCUCGAAUAUGUUCCUCCUUACAAGAAGAAUGCUUCGGGAGGUGCGCUCUACAUCCGACCUCUUUUGCUCGCUACUGGACCCAUGCUUCUGCUGGGCAGCCCAGACGAGUUCACGUUCUUGGUGUGGGUGACACCCGUGGGCUCGCUGUAUGGCAGCGGUGCCGAGAUUCCUGCCGUGGACGGAUUUGUGCUCGACACAUUCGACCGGACCGCUCCCAUGGGUACGGGUCACACCAAGCUUGGUGGCAACUACGCGCCUGUGUUUGGUCCCACGGCUGCAGCCAAGAAGCAGGGCUACCCUAUCACGCUUCAUCUCGACUCGGCUUCUCACACGUACGUCGACGAGUUCUCCACUUCGAACGCGCUCGGCGUGCAAAAGGAGGGUGAUCAGAUCACACUUGUGGUUCCUGACAGCACGUCGAUUCUUCGAUCGGUGACCAAGCUCAGCGUGCUCGAUAUCGCGGAAAAGCUGUGCGGCUGGAAGGUGGACCUGCGCCAGGUAGCAUUUGAGGAGCUCAAGCAGAACAAGUUUGCCGAGUUCAUGGCGGCAGGUACCGCCGCGGGCAUCACACCGGUGCGAUCCAUGUCUUACAACUCGCACAAGCCCGAGCUCAAGCACGAAAAGCUCUCAGCUGAGGGCCCCAAGUACACGUUCCCUUCGGACAACAAGGUGGUCCGCAUCGACUUUGGAGACGGCAAGACUGCGGGUGAAUGUGCCCAGAGGUUGUUCGACGAGUUGACUUCUUACCAGUGCGGCGACCAGCCAGACAAGUUUGGGUGGCUCUGGCCAGAGGAGGGGAUCGUUGCCGAGGAUGCUAACCUCGAUCGUUAA